Messenger RNA from Brassica napus (rape), 1353 nucleotides. Its product is annotated as agamous-like MADS-box protein AGL104. Gene Ontology annotation, biological process: regulation of transcription by RNA polymerase II. The coding region runs from base 460 to 1194 and encodes 244 amino acids. NCBI's taxonomy places the organism in Eukaryota, Viridiplantae, Streptophyta, Magnoliopsida, Brassicales, Brassicaceae. The record is from RefSeq and is a predicted model, not a curated record. The transcript has 10 exons. Gene Ontology annotation, molecular function: protein dimerization activity; DNA-binding transcription factor activity, RNA polymerase II-specific; RNA polymerase II cis-regulatory region sequence-specific DNA binding.
AUAAUAUUAAAUAAAACUAAUUCAACCAAUAAAAAAAAUGAAGUAUUUUAUAAUUGGUCAAAAGUUUCAAAUGAUAUUAAAUUUUACCUAGAAUUGUGAGAACAUCACUUAUAUUGAAACAAAAACAAAAUUUUUAAAAAUUAGUUAAACUGAUACGGAGGGAGUAUCUUUUUGGUAAUGGUAAAAUUUUUGAGUAACACUUGCUUUUAUAGAAAGUCUAGGUUAAUUUUUACAAAUAUUAUAUAAAAAUGCUAUGUACCUAGUCAUAUGCCGAUUCGUCCAAAUUAAGAGCUAACAUCAUUCCUCUCACCUAUAUAUCUCCCAACAAACACAAACAUAAAACUUCUCGUCGGCUCAUUAUCCGUAUAUAUACUUUUGUACACCCUUUAUUUUCCACUCAUAUUAAAGUCUCUCGUACCAAUUAUUACAAGUUUUGAUUAUUUGCAGUGAUCAUUGGGUAUGGGUCGGGCCAAAUUGGAGAUAAAGCCGAUACAGAAGAGUACGAACAGGCAAAUUACGUACUCAAAACGUAAAAAAGGUUUAAUAAAAAAGGCCUAUGAGUUGUCAACACUUUGUGAUAUCGAUCUUGCCCUACUCAUGUUUUCCCCAUCUGAUCGCCUAUGUAUCUUUUCCAGUGAGACCAGGAUUGAAGACGUUCUUGCGAAGUACAUCAAUCUCCCUGAUCAAGAAAGAGAGAAUGCUAUAGUUUUCCCUGAUCGAAGCAAACGCCAAGGUAUCCAAAACAAAGAGUAUUUGUUAAGGACUCUUGAACAACUCAAAACCGAGAACGACAUGGCCUUCCAAAUCAACGAACCUCGCUAUGAAGCUAUCCACUCCGAUGUCAAGGAACUUGAGAAAGAGCUUUGUAGAUUACAACAACAGCUUCAGAUUUCUGAGGAAGAACUGAGGAAAUUCGAACCCGAUCCAGUGAGGUUUACAUCAAUGGAGGAAAUGGAAGCAUGUGAAAAUCAUCUACUUAGUACUCUUACUCGUAUGGUUCAGAGAAGGGAACAUUUGUUGAGCAGAUCCUUCGAAGCACCAAGUACCCAACAGAGCAUAGAAAAUAUUGAAGGCUGGGAGCCUGAGGCUGAAUUCAAACAAGCCCGUAUAAUAGCGAACUCAGCCUAUGCAUCAAAUCAUUAUGAUCUGCCGUUGCAAGGAAUUAUCUCAAAUCCAACCCAAACUCCAAAAUGAUGUUUGGGUGAAUCGCAAAAAUGCAAUGUUGUUGACAAAAAUAAAACAGUGCGUAUUUCCUAUGUCAGUGCCUAAACUCCUAUGGUUUUUAUCUUUCAGAUUCUGAAGUCUGAACUAUUUGUGUAAUAAAGUUUGAAAAUGUUAUUUUGUUAGAACUUA